AUGAAGAUCUUGGAGGCCCAGUCCGCGACGCUGACCAACUAUGAAGUCUUCACGCACCUUAAAGCACAGAGAAAUGGAUCCCGCAAGAACGGACGCCCAACUGACCUCGACAAUAUGGUGCAUGAGCUCUUCGAGUACUUCAAGGACCCGGCAUGGCUAUCUCCUCUCGCCAGCAAGCCCCUGACCUACAAUGAGCGCACCAUCAAGACUCUGCUCCAGCGCCUCCGCCACUGGGACUUCACCAAGGGCGAGGUGAUCAUGAUUCUGAACCACCGACCGGCGAAGCCCGAGAACCUGAACACCAUGGUGCAGGAGAUGGAGCAGCGCUUCACCGACGAGGAGCAGCUGGAGAUUGUCCAGAUCAUCGCCGAGGUGUUGGGCAAGCCGAACGUGGUUGAGGCUCACCGCGCGUAA
Messenger RNA from Drepanopeziza brunnea f. sp. 'multigermtubi' MB_m1, 414 nucleotides. RefSeq lists its product as uncharacterized. Lineage: Eukaryota; Fungi; Ascomycota; Leotiomycetes; Helotiales; Drepanopezizaceae. Gene Ontology annotation, molecular function: nucleotide binding. Gene Ontology annotation, cellular component: RNA polymerase III complex. The record is from RefSeq and is a predicted model, not a curated record. Gene Ontology annotation, biological process: transcription initiation at RNA polymerase III promoter.